Gadus macrocephalus (Pacific cod) is the source of this 2687-nucleotide messenger RNA. RefSeq names its product DNA ligase 1-like. The record is from RefSeq and is a predicted model, not a curated record. Bases 151 to 2478 code for a protein of 775 amino acids. The transcript is spliced from 4 exons. NCBI's taxonomy places the organism in Eukaryota, Metazoa, Chordata, Actinopteri, Gadiformes, Gadidae.
GACAAGACACUGCAAAUGUCAUGUGAGACACUGCACUUUACACUUGGAAUACAGAUGGGUAAAAAAGGCAUCUCCAGCUCAUAUUGUUAGGAUAAGCCAUUCCCUGGUCGGAAGAGACAGCUCCACAGCUUGAGUGGGCUGGCCAUAAAGAUGGUAACCACUCGAAGCCAAAUGUUAGCGGUUCUGGCUGCGUUUCUGAUUGGUCCAGCCUCAACAACAGGAGGCGCUCUCACCCCGGGCCAAACCAUCAGGGUAAAUGCUCAUCCCUCGACAGAACUGGCCUUACGUUGUGGGGACAGAACGCAUACAGGCGUGAUCCGAUAUUGGCAGACCCCAUUCGGCCCACUCCGUAACCAUGGUAACCGCGGCGACCUUGACCCCGCUCUUUCCAUGCUAAGCGACGGGAGCCUCUUCAUAGCCAACGUCAGCGUUCACCAUAGCGGCCUCUACUAUUGCCUCCUAGUGGCCAAGAGCAGAACUACACUCUGGCCUUACCAGGUCAACAUUGGUUUACAAAACAGUCCUGACCGACAAAUGGCACCGGGAAGCUCGACCAAGCCAGGCUUCAGACAGGAUCCGGUCCAGUCGAGAUCCAGGAAGGACCCGUCUGGCUCGGGGAAGGCAGGUGUUACAAACAGUGUGUUUGUUGGGGCAGUGGUGGCGUCGGUGCUGCUGACCUUCGUGGUGGGCUUCAGUGCCGGAGUCCUGAGCCAGCCCCAAGUCCUCAGGUGUCUGCGGGUCGUCUCCGGUAAGAUCCAAUCACUACGACGAGGACCACCCACCGGGCGUGGCUGCCAGGUGACCAUGACAACCCUGGAGGUCCCAGACGACAGCGGUGUUUUCUACGAUGACAGCGACUCAGCCCGGGGCGAGACCACCCUGGACUCCACGCGCUCCUCCAGCCCACCGUGGCCCCCCAAGCCCCAGAGGAGCUGCCGGCACAAGAGCGGGGAGCAGCCGCGGGCCGCCGCACCCCUGGAGGGGCGGGGUCUAGCCCAGGAGGAGGUGCAGAGGACGAGAGCCGGGGAGGGGGAGGAGGAGGCGGAGAAGAGGAUGAAGGAGAGGAAAGAGGGGGAGCCAGAGGAGGGAUGUGUGGAGGCGAGGAGAGAGAGCAGGGGAAAGGAGAAGGAGUUGGAGGAGAGGAGAGACAGCAGGAAGGAGGAGAAAGAGAUGGAGGAGAGGAGAGACAGCAGGAAGGAAGAGAAAGAGAUGGAGGAGAGGAGAGACAGCAGGAAGGAGGAGAAAGAGAUGGAGAGGAGAGACAGCAGGAAGGAAGAGAAAGAGAUGGAGGAAAGGAGAGACAGCAGGAAGGAUGAGAAAGAGAUGGAGGAGAGAGAGAGCAGGAAGGAGGAGAAAGAGAUGGAGGAGAGGAGAGACAGCAGGAAGGAAGAGAAAGAGAUGGAGGAGAGGAGAGACAGCAGGAAGGAGGAGAAAGAGAUGGAGGAGAGAGAGAGCAGGAAGGAUGAGAAAGAGAUGGAGGAGAGGAGAGACAGCAGGAAGGAGGAGAAAGAGAUGGAGGAGAGGAGAGACAGCAGGAAGGAGGAGAAAGAGAUGGAGAGGAGAGACAGCAGGAAGGAGGAGAAAGAGAUGGAGGAGAGGAGAGACAGCAGGAAGGAGGAGAAAGAGAUGGAGGAGAGGAGAGAGAGCAGAGAGAAGGGGAACAGAGAGGGGGAGAAAGAUGAGAAGGAGGUGGAGGAGCGGCUGAAGGAGAGGAGCAGAGUGGGGGAGACGGAUGAGGUGGGGCAGCUGAUAGAGGAGAGGAGCGAUAGGAGGGCAGAGGAGGAGAACACAGAGGGAGAGCCAGGGGAGAAGGAGAUGGAGGAGGUGAUAGUGGAGAGGAGAGGCAUCAGGGAGGGGGAGGCAGGGGUAACUAGGGAGGAGAGCAGGGCAAGUGGAGAACGGUCUCCAACGGUAACCAUAACCGAGGGCAGCAGCGAAGCAGGAGGAAGAGGAGGGACAGGGAGGAAGAGCAACGGCAUGGCAGAGGGGGAGGAGGUGGUGGUGGAGGGGCCGAUGGAGACCGCCAGCACUGGAGAGGAGCACCAGGAGGAGGGAGGGGGCGAGGGGCACGGCGACGACUCCUCAGAAGACGACAACAGCGACUCGUCCUCAGACGCACAGGACGAGGAAAAGCGUGAAAAGGGAAAGGAAGGGAGGGAACAAGUGAACGAAAACGACCGAGGAGCCGAGGGCACACCCAGGUCGGGCGUCGCCCGAGGCCGGAGGAGCCGCGUGAUUCGCCUGUACCAGUACGACGACGAGGGCCAGAGGUACAGCCACCUGCCUAGCCCCGCCUCCAUCGAGUUAGACCCCGCCCCGAGGCUCAAACAGCGCUCGCUGUCACUGACACGUCUCAGCUCCAUCAUGGCCGCCGCUACGGCCGGCCCCCUGACUCUCCCCAGUGGGGGGCCGGGGUUGGAGGAGCGAUGUCCCAGCCCCCCCUUCUCCCCAGCUCCUUUCUUCAACAUGGAUUUAUAAAACCAGAGCUGCUUUUGACUUCAGUGACAGGCCGAGGUCAGGCACCGUCAGCCCCGCUUACUGCUGGCCGUCCACACCGGUCUAGUACAGCACGUCUUGUUUAAGUUGACCAAUGUUUAUCCAUUAUGGAGAGAAUGUGCCUUCACAGGAAAAUUCGAUUGAGCACUAUGAUGAUAAUUUACUUAUUAAAAACGAGCAUGGCAAGAAUU